This is a messenger RNA of Dracunculus medinensis (Guinea worm), 1647 nucleotides long. The record is from the annotation of a GenBank genome assembly. NCBI's taxonomy places the organism in Eukaryota, Metazoa, Nematoda, Chromadorea, Rhabditida, Dracunculidae.
UAUCUUAAUAGUGCUAUAUAUUUGGGCUAUGCAAACGAUAUAUGGCGUAUGCUGAAUUCAAAAAUUGAUAACGCUGAUAUGAGCGACUUACAAAAUUUUUACAAUAGCAUCUAUACUGAUAACUAUUUCAGAGACAUAUUAAAAAUUGGUUUGGAUUCAACGACGAGAAUUUUUCAAAUAAUCGACAGAAAUGAUGGAGUAACAGUUGAAUUUGACGAUAAUGGAUAUGCUUACGUGCAUGACACCCUAUAUAAUACAUAUCCAUUGAUCAUCAAUGCGGCUGAAAACAGUAUUGCGCAAUUAAAUAAUUUGGGUAAUUACAUAGGAAAAUUUUGGUCCAAUAUUGAUGGUUGUAUUUCUUGCAAUAUUCUAGGCGACGGAAGAUUAAAGGCGAAUGAUAAAGAUAAUUGGCCAGUGGUAACAUUGGGAAUUUUCAUCGCAAAGCCAGUACCGUUUGUUGAUGAAUUUUUAAUUUCUGUAAUUUCUCUCACGUACCCAAAAUCGAAGAUUAUUCUUUACGUCUAUAAUAAUCAAAUAUACAAUAAGGAACACGUGAAAAUAUUUCGGGUUGAACAAUUUUCCAAACGAGUGAAAUAUGAAUAUCGUUCCGUGGAUGUUGAUAAUAUUGAAACAGAUAUUGGAGAGCGGGAAGCUCGACGCACAGCGAUCAAACUCGCACUGCAAUCAGGUAGUGACUUUGCUUUUCUAAUUGAUGCUGAUAUCCAUUUCAUGGAUCAGAGCAUUCUGCAAUCACUCAUCAAAAUUAGCGAUCAUCGCAAACUGUAUGUUUUGCUUGCUUUAAAAGGAAUCAUUGCUCCUAUGGCCGAAAUGCCAGAACGAUUAUUUUCAAACUUCUGGGGUGCUUUGGGAGAUAAUGGAUAUUACACGCGCUCCGAUGAUUAUAUUGAAUUAGUAUAUCGUAAAAGAAUUGGUGUUUGGAAUGUUCCAUAUAUUGCAUCUGCUAUCCUUAUUAAUAAGGAAAAGUUGCAGAUGCAUGCUUUGCUCGAUGCUUAUGAUUAUAAUAUUGGUGUGGAUCCGGAUAUAAGUUUUUGCCAGUUCGCUCGCGAAAAUGGCCAUUUUUUAUUCGUCGAUAAUCGGAAAUAUUAUGGAUUUUUGGUGGAUUCGGAUGAGUUUGAUAGUGAAAAAAGGCUCCAUCCUGAAAUGUAUCAAAUUUUCAAGAAUCGUUAUGUAAAUGCUUUUGCACAAGAACUUAUUGAAGAAAUGGAACAUUAUGGAAAAUGGUCUUCUGGAUCAAAUAAGGAUGAUCGGAUUGCCGGAGGCUAUGAAAAUGUGCCAACAAUAGAUAUUCAUAUGAAACAAAUUGAUUUUGAGCGUCAGUGGCUCUUUUUUUUGGAUGAAUAUCCAGUUUAUGCGAAUAUGAUGUUCGUGGUUCGUUAUAAACCCGGUGAACAGCCAUCACUGAGACCACAUCACGAUGCAUCAACAUACACUAUUGAUAUUUCUCUCAAUAAGCGUGGUAGAGACUAUGAAGGUGGUGGAAUAUUUUAUGUACGAUAUAAUUGUACAGUUGCUGCUGAUCGUGUAGGUUAUGCGGCUAUGUUUCCUGGACGCCUUACACAUUUACAUGAAGGCCUGCCAACGACUCGUGGCAUUCGCUAUAUUUCUGUUUCUUUCCUAAAUCCAUAG